This is a messenger RNA of Styela clava, 2492 nucleotides long. RefSeq names its product transketolase-like. Gene Ontology annotation, molecular function: thiamine pyrophosphate binding; transketolase activity. Lineage: Eukaryota; Metazoa; Chordata; Ascidiacea; Stolidobranchia; Styelidae. The record is from RefSeq and is a predicted model, not a curated record.
UGCUGCUGAAGUGACAAGGCGUGUUUUCAAUCUCUUCCCAGUUGGUUUCAGCCUUCGUGAUUUCACAUCGUCUUCUAAGCAAAAUGAGCGACGUUUACCAUAUUCCCGAUGCCGGAAAGAUUGAGGAGUUGAACAAUAUUGCAAAUAGAAUAAGAAUCAACAGCAUAAAAUGUACUUCGGCGAGUAAUUCUGGACAUCCGACAUCGUCGUCCAGCGCGGCGGAUCUUCUGUCAGUUUUGUUCUUCCAAACGAUGAAAUUUCACCCUCAUGAUCCCCGAAAUCCCUCUGAUGAUAGGUUUGUGAUGUCCAAAGGCCAUGCAUGUCCUGCUUUGUACUCUGCAUGGGUUGAAACUGGUCAUAUCACGGAAGAAGAAUUGAUGCAACUUAGAACAAUUGGAAGUGAUUUGGAAGGCCAUCCAACUCCAAGACUUGACUUUAUUGAUGUGGCAACUGGAUCAUUGGGUCAAGGCAUUAAUGCAGCUGCUGGUAUGGCAUAUGUGGGAAAGUACAUUGACAAAGCAAGCUACAGGGUUUAUUGUAUGCUGGGGGAUGGAGAAGUCGCAGAGGGGUCAGUGUGGGAAGCUAUGAUGUUCGGAAGUUAUUAUAAACUGGACAACUUCGUUACUAUAAUUGACGUAAACCGUCUUGGACAAAGCCAGGCUACAGCUCUGGGACAUGACAUGGAGACCUACAGAAAACGUGUCGAUGCUUUUGGUUGGAACGCGAUUGUCGUUGAUGGACACGACAUUCCAUCAAUAUGCAAGGCUUUUUAUGAUGCCGAAACCUGCAAAGGUAAACCAUCCUGCAUCAUCGCAAAAACUUUUAAAGGAAGAAACAUCCUUGGGCAGGAGAAUUUGGAAAACUUCCACGGGAAGCCUGUUCCUCCAGCUGAGAAAAGCAAGAUUCUGGAACAUCUUGAAUCUCUCAUCUCUGGACCUCCAACUGGAUUACAACCUCAAGCUCCAGUGGAUGAUGCACCAGCUGUUGAUAUAAGCAAUAUAAAGCUUUCUUCUCCUCCAAAUUACAAAAUUGGAGAUAAAGUUUCGAGCAGGAAAGGUUAUGGAAACGCAAUUGCUAAACUUGGAAAGAAUAAUGAGCGUGUUAUCGCACUUGAUGGUGAUGUUAAAAAUUCAACCUAUUCUAUCGAAUUCAAGAAAGCCUUCCCUGGUAGCGCAAAUUUCAUUGAGUGCUUCAUUGCCGAACAAAACUUGGUUGGCGCUGCAAUUGGAGCUGGCACUAGAGGGCGCACUGUUCCAUUCUGUAGUACAUUUUCCGCCUUUUACACCAGGGCUUUCGAUCAUAUCAGAAUGGGCGCAGUGUCACAAACCAAUGUCAACUUUGUUGGCACACAUUGCGGAGUUGCUAUUGGUGCUGAUGGACCUUCGCAAAUGGCUUUAGAAGAUAUAGCAAUGUUUAGAACAAUCCCUGGCUCAACCGUUUUCUACCCGAGCGAUGCCGUCUCGACUGAACGAUCAGCGGAGUUAGCUGCAAAUACAAGCGGAAUCUGUUUCAUUCGUGCAAGUCGUCAAGAUGACUAUGUCAUUUACGAAAACGACAGGGAAUUCAAAAUCGGGAGAGCAAAUAUUCUUCAACAAAGUGAAAAGGACACCGUCACUGUUGUUGGGGCUGGUGUUACUUUACACGAAGCUAUGAAAGCGUACGAGACCCUGAAAGGCAAAGGAAUCCAUAUCCGUGUUGUCGAUCCAUUCACCAUCAAACCUCUUGACAAGGCAACUAUAAGUGCAUGUGCAAAAGCGACUGACGGUCGUAUUAUUACUGUGGAAGACCACUACCCCGAAGGGGGUCUUGGGGGUGCAGUAGCAGAGGCACUAGCAGAUACCCGUGGAAUAAUUCUCAGGCGCCUCGCAGUAAAGGAGAUUCCCCGCAGUGGAAAACCGGCCGAGCUGCUGUCAAUGUUCGGAAUAGAUGCUGCUUCAAUUGUCAAAGCGGUACAAGAACUGUCAUCACAAUAAAACUUCAAAAUACUACUCGUCAACGUACAAUUAUGCAGAUAUGACACAUUUUCACUCAUUCGGAGAUCAAUGUAAACCCAAGUUUCAAGUAAUAGACAAUUAUCACCAAUUUCAUUUUACUAUCGCAGUGCCAUAUAUUAACUUUUGAAUCUCCAGUAUUUUGCCAGUAACGCCAUUAUCUGAUGUAUUAGACACCCAUCAUGGUACCACCCAAGUGCUUAAACAUGGUUUACCUACCUAUAUUUGUACAGUUUGUUAUACGGAAAGUCAGUCACUACAUUACAAAAUCAAUGCACCAAUGCUGAUUUAGUUGAUUAAUUAUCAUAUUAGCGAUGCAAUCAUGGCUUGUUUUCAAUCCCCCUAGUCUAUAUUUACAAAAUCAAUGCCAGUGUGAAAUUCAGUGUUUAGAAAAAUUUUGGUUUCAUGAUUCUCUAUUAGUUAUUUAGUUGAAUAAUUCUGCCAGUAAUUAUCAUAUUAGCAAUAUCUCAAAUAAACGAUGCAAUCAUGGCUUGUGUUCAA